CUUUGUGGCUCAACUGGGAAGCGGGAUACAAACAUGUCAUCUUUUUUUCUUUUGCUAUGUCUUUUCGCAUCAUCCUAGAGCGGGAAUAUGGGAACGGUUAAAGGCCUUUGGGAACAUACACUUAUGUGUGUAUUUUUUUUUUUUACCAUCAGACUUUUUUUUUUGUUUGUUUUAUCCUCCUUUUCUCCUUGUCUGCUUGGAGCUGCGGUUGCUCUCCAGUCAGCCAUAGAGUCUCUCUUACGGACUUUCGUCAUGGCUGACCAAAAACUCAACGCAAAGCGCUGUUUUGGCGGUCUUUUAUCGUUCAACGGCCAAGGGUGAAAAAACCAAUCACCCACGAGGCAUUGGAGGCGCUACCGGAGAGGCGGAUUUGCAUAUCAGCUAUGGGGUUUAACGGCACACUU
Molecule: messenger RNA, 404 nt
Organism: Trichoderma asperellum CBS 433.97
Lineage: Eukaryota; Fungi; Ascomycota; Sordariomycetes; Hypocreales; Hypocreaceae
Source: RefSeq, a predicted model, not a curated record